Molecule: messenger RNA, 8397 nt
Organism: Lutra lutra (Eurasian river otter)
Lineage: Eukaryota; Metazoa; Chordata; Mammalia; Carnivora; Mustelidae
Gene: FAM170B
Product: family with sequence similarity 170 member B
Exons: 2
Coding region: 113-976 (287 amino acids)
Biological process (GO): fertilization
Cellular component (GO): acrosomal vesicle
Source: RefSeq, a predicted model, not a curated record
AGGGAGCCCAGCAGCCACUCGGGCUGGGUCCGGUGGAGGGCUUCAGCACAGCCCAAGCCAUCUUUCACCAAAGAGCUGGAGCACUGAGUCCCCUGGGUGCUGGUGUCCAAUCAUGAAACGCUAUUUCACGGAGCACAGGGUAGAACAGUCACCCACAGAUGGCACCAGCCUCAGCUUGGCCAGCCCGGAGUCCAUGGAAGAGGGCAUGGAAGUGUGCUGGUCAGGGGCCAUAAAAAGAGAGCAGACAUCUCCACGGCCCGGACCGGCCAUUCCCCAUGAGGAUGACGUCUACUUGGCCAGCAAGGCUCAGGCAAUGCUAAGCUGGAGCAGCUCUCUGUCCUCCCAGUCCUCCUCCGAGUACCAGUCCUACUCCCAGUACCAGUCUUGUUACUCCUGCGCAUACGACGACGCGGAUGCCGCCCAGCAGAGCGUGUGCGCCUUCUACACCCAUGUGCAGACCGUGCAGGGCGUGGCCGUGGCCUGGGAGACGGAGACGGGCUUCGAGCCGGUCAGCAGGAAGCCCCGCAUCCAUGAAGCUGAGUUCAUCAAGAGGCAGAGGAGGAAAGGCUCCUCCUUCGAGAUGGCUUCCAACACCGACCUGCGCUGGGAACUGGAAGCCAGCAAGAACGACUGCUGCCCAGAGGAGGAUGACCCGGAGCUGCUGGGGUCCCUCGAGUGCUGCUUGCAGGAGCUGCGGGACACCCCGGACUGGCUGGUCACCACGAACUAUGGGCUGCGCUGCGUGGCCUGCUGUCGGGUCUUCCCCACGUUGGAGGCUCUGCUCAAGCAUGCCCAGUAUGGCAUCCAGGAGGGCUUCAGCUGCCAGAUCUUUUUCGAGGAGAUGCUGGAGAGAAGGCGGGCCCGGGGCCAAGUUCAGGAGCAACAGCUGGAGGAGGAGGAACAGAGCCCUUUGGAAGGCAGUGAAUGUUCCAGGCCGCAUGCCAGGGUGCUUCCCUCGCGGCAGCAGAAGCAGUGAGCUGGAGGUGAUGGGCCCAGCCCUGCCCUCACCUCCGCCAUCUCGGUUGCUCCUUCCCCUGUCAGCAGGACCAGAACGACAGGAGCCGGGGGAUGAAAGCCAGCAGGAGCUAGAACUGGGCGGCCGUGACAAGGGAAGGGGAAGAUCCCCUCCAAAGGGCACAGCAUUUCAACCAAAGUCCAUUUCAAACCUGAAUCCAAAGAGGUGGGCUUCAAAUGUUUCUGACCAUGGGCAUGAGAUCUGAAACCUGCAAGCCUGUGGCCACAGGGAUUUCUAUUUUUGUUGGUAAAUCAAGCAGGUCAUGACUCAAAGGAGAGCCAACUGCAGAUGAAGCGUCAGCCCUAUAUUUUUCAUUGUUAGGAACCCACCAUAUGCCCUAGUUCUAUGUCUUAUUUUAGUGGGAUUAAACUUGAGUAACUCAGAAUUUAAGGCCAUGUCUAAAGGAGUGAACCAUGCUAUUAGGUUGGAGCCACAGGAAGUUGCCAUUUCUGUAGGUUACACACCAGCACAGACACCUGGAGACAGGCAGGUUACCAGAGGUAGAGAUGGGGUCUGGGUAAGUCCUGCUACCUGUGAGUUCACAUAGGUCAACCUUAUGUUUUAAAAUGUUGUUGCAAAAUUAGUUUGCACCCUGCUAUGUGCACCCUGCUAUGAAUGCAGCUCAGGCAGCUGCAUUCGUUCAAGAAAAUACAUGGAAGGCUCACUGUGGAUUAGGCUAAUGAAACAUACAGCCCAGCCUUCUAGUGAGAGGCAGAUAGAAUAGGCAAUUACAAGGCAAGGGACUGAAUCACACAAAAGAGGUUUGGGGAGCUCAGUGGAGGCCCCCCGCAAAACUCACAUUGGUUAAUGAGGAAGGAAGACUUUCCAAAAGAGGCUUGGAGGACAGGUAGAAUUAGUAAGACCAGGCCUCCUCAGUCUUGGUGCUGUUGACAUUUUGGGCUGAAUAAUUGUCUUUGUGUCAGGGAGGGUUGCCCUCUCCACUGUAGGAUGUUGGACAGCAUCCCUGGCCUCCACCCACCAGAUGCCAGUGGCACCCUCUUCUCUACAACUGCGACAAUCAAAAAUGUCCUGGAUAUUAACAAACAUUCCCUGGAGGGCAAAAUCACUGCUUGGUGGACAAUCACUGAGCUGGAUGAGAAUGUGGAUCUUAGAACAGGGAAUGGCACAAGAUGUUUGGGCAAUUGCCAGUGACUCAGUCUGGUUGGAAUGCUGGAGACAUUUCUCCCCUCAUGUGCUCCAUAAAGAUUUAGUACCUGCUAUGUGCCAGACACUGUACUGGGCAUGCAAAAAAACUGGUGAAUAGGCAUGCAUGGUUUCCUAUGGAGCUUAUGGCUGGUGGGCAAAAACAGACUCCAUAUAUACAUAUUUAGAAAUAACUAUGGAAGUACUCGUUUUAUGACCUCCAAGGGCCUCUAUGGCCCAACUUUGCUAAUUUCUCCAUCACCAUUUUAUAGCAUUCACUGUUUCACUCACUGUGCUCCACGCUCUCAUACCUCAGGGCCUUUGCACUUACUCUCUCCUCAAAGUGGAGUGCAAAUCCUUCUCUGUCACUCUUUUGGCUGACCCCUUGCUCAUCCUGUAGGUUUCAGUUUUGUUACUUUUUCAAAAGGGAUUUUCCCAAUUGUGCUAUCUUAGUGUAGGCCUCAUUCUAUUUGCAGAUGGUUUUAAAAAGAAAAGUAGCAUAAUCUAAUUCAUGUUUCAAAUUCAUUCUGGUUGUAUGUGAAAUAUGGACUGGUACAGUUAAAAGAAUAAGUAGGAGAUAAGAGGCUCUUGGAGAAGUUUGGACAAGGGACAAUGUAAUGUGGCUUGCAUAAGGCUUGUCACAAGCCAUGAGGGAGUGCAUGGAUGUAUUCAAGGCCUAUUUGGGGACUUGGGGAUGGGUGGAUGUGGGGUGGGGGAAAUGGGUUUGUCAAGGUAGACUUGCAGGUUCCUAGCAGGAGUAAAUGGUAGGUGGUGGUACAGUACCGGAUAUGGGAAACUUUAGAGGAAGGUUGGCUGUGUGUGUGUGUGCGGGUGAAAGUGCAUGUAUGAGUGUGUGAGUGUGUGUGUGUAUGUGUGUACAUGAGUACAAGUGUUUGCAUGUGGAUGUACAUAUCUAAGUGCCGAGGAUGGUGGGGGUUGAAGUCGAUUAGGACAAGGUCAAUUCUAAAUGCAAAUGACACAUCCAAGUACAAAUGUUGAGUGGUAAGUGGUGUAUGAUUUAGAACUCAGAAGAUCAGUCUGGAUUAGAAACAAAUUAGAAAGCUAACAGCACAUGAUGGUACCAUAUUUAAAACCACAACAGUGGGUGGCAGAGGUUAAGUAGGGAGCUGGGUGGAGUUACACUGAAAGAGUGUGGCCUGAGAAGGAAAGAGAAAUGGCGUGGGGGCUGCUUUUCUUAGGAGUUAUUUUCAAGGUCAACAAAACUUAAGAUUAUUUUGAGGAGGGAUGAGCAGUGUCAAAUGCGGGAGUAUAUGGGAGUGAGCUGAGGAUGAGACAUUUUCCAUUUCAUCUGGCACGUGGAGGUUGCUGAUGGCUUUGAUGGGAGCAGUCUCAGGCUGAGUGGGGCAGAGGCCAGAUGAGCACAGGCCAAUAGUGGACAUGAGGCCAACCACAGGGAACAAGCGUAAGACAACUCUGUUGGCAAGCUUUGUUUAAAAGGGGAGGCAACCAUGGCUGUAGCUGUACAAAAGGAAAUAAAAAAGAUGAAGAUAGGGGAGGGAGCAAGUUUACAUGCUAAUGAGAAUGAAUCAGUAGAAAGGAGGAGACAGAAUGCAAGAAAAAUGGGGAAAUCCUAGAACAGUGAAACAGGUGAGAGAGGACUGCAUCCUGAACAGAUAUCAAGAAAUGUGCCCUUGACAAGGACAUUUUUGUGUUCUCUGUUGCACUCAGAUGGACAGUAAGGUCAAGUAGGACUUAGGAGACAAGAUUAUAAAACUUGAAUUCCCACCCCUCCCCCAAACCUACAAAGAACACUUGAGGAAUUGUAAACAAGUCAGGUUUGCAUUUGCAAAAGAUUACUCCGGUGAGCAGGGUUGAAUGUGAAUGAGAGGGAGCAUUGCUGGCAAAAAGGAGUGCAGUUAAAGUAUUGAAGGCAGGAUGAGUUUGAGAUAUUCGAGAGAUGGAAAUGGUAGAUUUGGCUAGUGUUUGAUGAGGGUGGUGAGAAGAAGUUAUCUAGAGUGACUUCCAAAUUUUUCAACUGAGUGGCUGGAGAAUGUUGGAGCCAUGUCCAGAUAAUGGAAUAGCAAAGGAGAAGAUUUGCUGGAAUACUGCUGAGUCCACUUUUGAAUAAGCUCCAGCUUGUGAUAGAAACAUCCAGAGGGGAGUUAGAAGGAGCUGGAGCUUGGAAGAUUAUUACUUGGGUUGGCGAUUGCAGUCUUCUACGUAUAUGUAAUUAGCUAAGAACAUGAUGCCUUAUGUGGGCCUCGUGGGAUGCAUUUUCUCUGCUAGCCUCAGUGGAACAGGAAGCCAUGAGAUCAUCUUAGAAUGGACAUCAGCCCCAUUGAGGAUGGUAUCACCAAUUUUAAGAUGCCACAGAUUCACAGACUUUCUAAAUUCAUUAUGAAAGGAGCUGGAGGAGCUUUGAAAGGAUGCAGGGAUAGGACAAUGGCCCAACUUUGUCACGUUCUUCUUAGAAGGGCUAUUUGGUGUUUGAGGGAGGCUCAGUAGGCAGGUAGAAGCCAGAAAUAGUAGAGCAUUAGUGAGAACAUUUCAAUUUAGAAAUCAGUGUGUGAAGAAAAAUGAGGCAUGGCAUCUAUGUUCUGGAAUUUCAGCCUUUAAGACAAGUGUAGCCUUGAUAUUUUAAGGGUCAAGCAUCAUUCUAAAUAUUAAUAUUAAAUAUUAAGUCAUGUAAUGCUCUCCACAAUCUAAUGAGGUGAGUUCUAUGAUUAGUUUGAUAGGUGUGUAGACAAAGAUCUUGCCAAGGCUGUACAGCUGGUAUACAGCAGAGUCAGGUUUCACCCCUAGGCAGUGUGGUUUCAGAGCCUGUGCUGUAACCAUCACAUGGAGAAGAAAAUUUUAAUGUAAAGACAGAUGCAAGGUAUUUAGAAAAGCAAACAUGUCAACUCCACAGGUUGUAUUUUCUUUAGAUUAAGUAGCAGCAGCUGGAGAUCAGGGGAAAAUGAUGGGCGUUCAGAAUAAAUGAAAGAUGACAGAAACCUUGGGUAAGCAAACUUUUAAUGUAGAGAAUAACUUAAGCUGACACAUAUGGGGGAGGAAAGGAUAAAAUUGCUCUUAAAUGGUCACAUGUUCUUAAAGUAUAGCUUAAACUCAGCUGAGUUCAGUAUUCAUUUGUGGUUUAAACUCAUCACUUUGUAAAAACAUGGGACUGCCACCAAAUAAGGUAAGUAUCAGGGUGGGUAAGGAGAACUCCAGCAGAUUCAAGGGACCUCAAACAUUUUAAAUGUUUAACCACUUUAGACCUUUUGUUUUCCCAAACCAUAAAAAAAGAUGCAACUCAUUUUAUAACACUUAUGGAAACCUGAUAACAAUGCCUGACAAAGACGGCACUAAAAAAGUGAAUACAUCAGUAUCAUUUGUAAACAACAAAAUAAUAGCUAAUAGAAUUUUUUCAACUAGGAUGCCAAGAUAAUUCAAUGAGGGAAAGAAUCUUUUCAGCAAAUAGUGCUGGUACAAUUGGAUAUCUAUAUGCAAAAAAGUGAAGUUGGAUCCCUACCUCACACCAUAUGUAAACAUUAAAAUGAAAAAGACCUAAAUGUAGAAGUUAAAACUAUAAAGCUCUUAUAGGAAGACAAAGGUAUAAAUCUCUACAAUGUUGGGUCAGGCAAUGGUCUCUUAGAUAUGACACCAAAGCACAAGGAAACAGAAAAAUAUAAGUUUUUAUUUAAUAUCCUGGAAAUUACAACAAAUUCAAUAAGAACAUGAAACAUAAGGGACAGAAAAAUCUCUCCAUUUUUGGAAGAAGACAAUAUAGUUCCCUUGUAAGUGCAAAUGAAUUAACUUGAGAUCAUUAAAGAAGAAAGGGCUGAGACACAAGGUGGAUAUUGAAAGCUUUCUUGUGAAUUAGGUGUGGCUAAUUAGGAAAUAACAUAGACAAUGCUCCAUUCACUAGAUAGGCAGAUAUUAAUGUUAAGUGUUAUGAAAUGUCGAUGUGAUUACCUCUAGUUGAUUAUUGAUAAAUUUUGUUUUCUCUGUAAUGCACAUUAUUUUUAAAGUUUUCUAGAUGAGGAAGUGUGGCUUUUGUAGUAAAAGGAAACAUUUAAUCAUAUUUAAAUUAAAUGUGACUGAAUUUAAAUGUAAUUAAAAAACAAUUACUUCAGGUGAGAAGUGACCUUGGGGGCCUCCCCUGUCCACAUUUGUGGUCUACAAGCUUGAAGAACCCCAACUUCUAACAUCACACUCCUUGGUCCUUGCAAAUGACAUUAGCUUUCAUUCUAAGACUAAUUUGUAAUGGAGAAGGACCCAGCCAACUCAAGAGAGUUAUGUUAUAAAGCUCUUUUUGUGGUAUGUCCUUGUGACUUAUGGCGGUUGAUGAAAGCUCUGAGUGAGAGGGAGAUCUUGAAAGAGAACCAAGGUGGGAGCUCAGUUGAAGGAAGGAGUAAACACAGUGAAGCUGGGAAAGGAAUCAAGGGCCCUACAAACAGGGCCCUGAAGGGAGACCCAAAGGCUAUGCAAGAGGACAAAGGGAAAAGGAAGUUGGGGAAGGGAGACAAAAGGGUAGAGAGAGAGAGGAAUGGCAGAUAUUAAGGAAUACAUUGCGGAAUGUGACAUCACAAAGGGGGUCCAGGUCCGAGGCUGGUGGAAAAGGAUGAAGGUCCCAUCAAAGAUGGCGCUGAGGUGCUCAGUGAUGGAUGCUAUUAUGGGCUGAAUUGUGUACCUCCCAUUUUCAUGUGUUGAAGUCCUAACCCUAGAACCUCAUGAUGUGACCUUAUUUGGAGAUAAGGUCUUUAAGGAGGUAAUUACGGUAAAAUAAAGUUACAAGUGUGGGUUCUAAUCCAAUCUGACUGCUGUCUUUUAAAAAGAGUAGAUUAAAACACAGAUGUAAGAGCAUGUCAGGAAGACACAGGGAGAAGAUGGUCAUCUAGAAGCCAAGCAGAGAGUUUCAGAAAAACUGGUCCUACAGGCACUUGGAUCUCAGACUUCUGGCCUCCAUAAUUUUGAGAAAAGUAGUAUCUUGUUAGGCAGACCUAGGAAAUAAUUCAGAUGCUGACGAGAAACCAGAGACAGGAAGGCUGCAGCCAGAAAAGUCCAUGUUUCCAGUGGGGAGCCUUCUGGGUCCCAGGUCCUUAGAAGAGCAAGCACAGAAUGAGUGGUCAAUCAAGGUUUAUUGAUUUAAAUGCCCAGAAAGGCAUAAAUACAUUUGGGAACAAACCAGCUGACUUUGGACAAACACAGUGUGUCCUACCAGCCCCUAGGACUCUGAGGGCUUUGGGCAUCUGUCAGAGGGUUUGGCAGAAUGAAUUGGGUGCAUGAGUGCACAGUGGUGUGGGAAUUAAGAGAGGCCAGUGUGUUUUCUCUGAUUUUCUUCUAUGCCUCUAAUGCUUCCCACCCAGUGUAAUGGAGCUGAGGCCCCACCAGCAGAUGGGCUGGGCACAGGGAAAAUGGGGGCCUGGGUGUGCUGAGCUGUAGGGAAGAUGGAAUAAGCAGUUUAUUAAAAUACUACAUCUAGAGCUCAAAGCCUGGCAUCAGGAGCCAAACCCUGUGUGUCCAUGCACACAUGCGUGUGGGUAUGAGCUUGUGAGUGUGUGAGCCUGUGGUGCAUGCCACUCAGCUAAGGGCCCUGCUGUACUGGGCUUGGAGCAGAGCACAAGGACCUGGAGAGAAGGUCGGGGGGCAGGGUGGGCUGGAAACCAUGAACGUUAGGCUCUGUCAGCCUUCCUGAUGCCUCUCCCAGUGCUCACCCAGCACCGCAGACUGAGCUGCCUUCAGUCUUAGGAGAAGGGAGUGAGAAUGCUCCAUAGCAGUGUUUUCUCAAACUUGAGUAGUUUCCUUGCAAAGCACAGAACCUUCUUACACACCCGUGUUGGCUUAAAUUAUGGCUGCUGAAAAAAUUCACUCAAAUGUAAACAUUCAGAUUGAUAGUUGUUUACAAGUAUAAAAUAAACAUGCAUUUAUAAAUUAAAUACAGUGACAACAGCCAUAAAAACUCAAACUAACAGCACUGAUUUUAUGUGACUGUUGAGCUGUUUGUAAAAUCCACUUGCCUAUGGGACUCAAUGGGAGGCCGACUCCUCUGUGGGAGAUGGGUCCUCACUGUCAUGGGCAGAGACGACACGGUCUCCCAGUGUGGACACUAUGGAUACAUAAACUCAUCCACUUGAGGUGGUCCUGAUUGCCAGCCUAAUGCAAACUAGGGCGUAAGACUCGUGUGCCACCCGGGGUUUAAAAGGUACCCAGAUUAUCCACGUGCUUUAAAAUUUUUUAUAGAUCUGGGGCGCCUGGGUGGCUCAGUGGGUUAAGCCACUGCCUUUGGCUCAGGUCAU